AGCGAAACAUGGAUGAGAUCUCUACAAUUGGGUUUCAAAUUAUAUCCCUCGCGAAGGUAAAACCAGAAGGAAUUAAUAAUGACGAUCUGUCGGAGUCUCUGCAAGCAGCAUCGCCUGAGCAGCGUGUACAAGCGCUCAAUAAGCUUCUGCAAGAGGGUGUGCUAGAGAUACUCAAGAAAGGUACGACGCUAAUUUACCGCUUGAAAGACCCCGGUAAAAAAUCGUCCGCUCCAAAGGAUAUUGACAAUGAGGAGAGAGUAAUCUAUAACAUCGUGGAAGAAGGUGGCAAUAAAGGCAUUUGGAUUCGAGAUAUCCGAGUGAAAUCCAACCUAGUCAUGACGCAACUAACGAAGGUGUUGAAGCAGUUGGAAAACAAGAAGCUUAUUAAAGCAGUUAAAUCGGUUAACGCUAGCAAAAAGAAAGUGUACAUGCUGUACAACCUAGAGCCGGACCGAUCGAUAACGGGAGGAGCGUGGUAUCAGGAUCAAGACUUUGAGGCCGAAUUCGUUGAUGUGCUCAACCAGCAGUGCUUACGAUUUCUACGUUUGAAGCGAGAUUCAGCCAGAUCCAGCGGUGAAGGCCCAUUGGCAGUCCAGAAACUGUCCGAAUGUUCGGUGGCAGACGUACAUAAGUUCAUUUCUGAUCUGGGUAUCAGCAAAAUUAGCCUGGACGAGGACGAUUUGGAAACCAUUCUCAAGACCGUUGUAUACGAUGGAAAGGCGGAGCGGAUCGCCCAGAUCGACGGAAGAUUUCUGUACCGGGCGAUAGAGACGCCUAUUGCACCCCCAGGAUUAGUGCAGAUGCCGUGUGGCAUUUGUCCGGUGAUUAAAAAUUGCGCCGAUUGUGGAGAAAUUACACCAAAGCUGUGUACUUACAUCAGUGAAUGGUUAGAUUGAGGAUAGCGAUAAAAAAGACAUGCGCUUCUUGUGUAUAAGCGUUUCUAUUGUAUGCGAAAUAACUCUGGCAUUAAAAAUUACAACAUCAAAUAUG
Anopheles nili is the source of this 990-nucleotide messenger RNA. It is a transcript of the gene Polr3F, whose product is annotated as probable DNA-directed RNA polymerase III subunit RPC6. NCBI's taxonomy places the organism in Eukaryota, Metazoa, Arthropoda, Insecta, Diptera, Culicidae. The transcript has 2 exons. Gene Ontology annotation, biological process: transcription by RNA polymerase III. The record is from RefSeq and is a predicted model, not a curated record. Gene Ontology annotation, cellular component: RNA polymerase III complex. Bases 9 to 896 code for a protein of 295 amino acids.